Messenger RNA from Sclerotinia trifoliorum, 2221 nucleotides. The record is from the annotation of a GenBank genome assembly. NCBI's taxonomy places the organism in Eukaryota, Fungi, Ascomycota, Leotiomycetes, Helotiales, Sclerotiniaceae.
AUAGACAUUUAUGGAGACAUUUUGGUCCCCUUAUUGUGGCUCCUGUACUGCCUUACCCGUAUAUUUGAUGCCUUAUGCGUCGACAGCUUGAGAAGUGUCGAAAUGCCUCUUCAAGGUCAUAGAUAUUUAUGGUUUCCUUUUAGUUUGACGCGCGUAUAAUGGAUCAGAUGCUACCCUACCCGUAGAUCUGAUGAUUUCUUUGCGGCAGUGAGCUUAAUACAAUACUUUCGGCGCCGAGUAUCUUGAAGGGAAUAGGUAAGUGGAAUUGUUUGGCCUCAUUCGAGUGAAUAUAAAGCAACAUGCUUCAUUCCCUUCAGAAGUUUCCUCCUCACUCACAAAUAACUCUCCUACAAUUCACAUUCUUUUCAACAUGAAGCAGUAUACACCUCAACUUCUCUGCGCUGCUGCCCUCGCUCAUAGCGCCUCAGCCCAGCUUUACAACAAAGUAAUUCACACUAGCUAUGGACCUGUUCAAGGGAUUCCAGCCUUUAAUUCAUCUCCCAAUGGCAACAUUUCGAAUUGGAAGGAUAUUACUGUAUGGAAGGGUAUUCCAUACGGUGCCGAUACAUCUGGCGAAAACCGCUGGACAGCUCCAAAAAAUGCAACUUCAUGGAAGACUACCUUUCAAGCGAACAAGAUGGGACCCCUUUGUGGACCAGCUAAUCCAUCUACACCCGGCGGUACUGUUAGUGAAGACUGCUUGAACCUCAACAUCUGGACAAAUGGCAAAUCUACAAAUGCUAAGUUACCAGUUGUUCUCUGGUCUUUCCCUGCAGGUGGUGCUGCUGAUCAACCUUUAUUUGAUGGUGCUGGGAUGGCAUCUCAAGGCAUUGUUUUCGUCAAUUACAAUUAUCGUAUCAGUGCACUUGGUUGGCUUUCAACUCCAGAACUUUCGGAAGAAAUGUACAAAGCUACUGGAUCUAACAGCUCUGGAAACUGGGGUCAACUUGAUCAAUUCCACGCUUUGAAGUGGGUACAUGCAAACAUUGCCGCGUUUGGUGGUGAUCCUGACCAUAUUACCGUCAUGGGUCAAUCCGCCGGUUCAGCUGCCGUCUAUCAUUUCGUCAACAGCCCUUUGACAAAAGGACUCAUCGUUGGAGCCAUCGCUGAAUCAGGAACUCGUGAUCCAUACGAUCCUGAAGCUCUUACCCUCGCGGAGAACUACCGCAAUCAAUCUUAUGCUCUCGAAUCCGGCUUAAAAUACAUGGCUUCCAAGAACGUUAGCACCAUAGCCGAAAUGCGAGCUCUUCCUCUCGCUGAUCUUGAAGAACCUGUCUUUGGAUCCACUUUCUCCGAUAACUUUGGAAAUGUUCUCGACGGCUACGCUAUUCCCGCUAAAUAUAUCGAAACACUUGCCACCGGCCCCGCAAACGAUGUUCCCUACAUUACCGGAAAUACUAGAGAUGAAUCCGGAGCAGCUGCCAGCACCAACCUAACCGUUGCCCAAUAUGAAGCUGCAAUUGUAUCCCAAUACGGCCCUUACAAUCUCUCCUCCACCAUGCUCAAACUCUAUCCAGCUGUGAAUUCUUCCCAAGCUUCCAUGGCUUAUAAUGCACACUGGCGCGACACAUCCCGAAUCUCCAGCUGGUCUUUCGCAAACCGCUGGUCCGUAAAAUCUAAAUCGCCUAUCUGGACAUAUUACUGGAAUCAUGCUCCUCCAGGACAAACUCAAGGCGCAUAUCACGAAUCGGAAAUUAACUAUGUUCUUAAUAAUCUCUACGGAACCGAUAAACCAUGGGAAGUGAUUGAUUAUGAAAUCGCCUUGAAGAUGAAUGGAUAUUGGGCUAAUUUUGCUAAGACGGGUAAUCCUAAUAUGGGGGAUUCUUACAAGGGGGAUGGAACGUUGCCAGUGUGGAAUGUGAAUUCCGAGACGGAUAUGCUGACGCUGGAGGUAGGGGAUGGAUUUGCCGGGGUUCCUAUUGGGAGUGUGGAGCAGGUUAAGACUAUUACUGAGUAUUUUUCUUUUCAGAAUCCGGUUUAGAUGGAUUGUGGUAUGGUUUAGAUGAUUGAGUAUGUGAUCGGAGUCGCUGAUUUAGAUGGGUGAUUUUGAGGGAUAUUUUUUUGGGUAUUUAAGCCAGAAAAGCAAGAGCGAGUUAGUAGGAGUGAGUGCUUCAUUUCUUAUAUAUAUAUAUAUUAGUUAAUACAACUCGAUAUGAGAUACAAUUGUACUUAUAUCUCAAAUUCUUCUUUCCUGAUAUACUAUUAUAUUGAGUAAUUAUUU